AUGAUUCCGCCAGCCCCGACUGGGUGUUCAACAAUACAAACUACUAGAAUUUGGGCAAUUGCACGUAUUCACAGAACUGCCUCGACCUUUGUACAUUUUUCGGCCUCCAAUCCGUGUCCAUCCACUCAGCGCAGGAGAAUCAGUUUCAUAUGGACAUUUGGGCAAGCCGAUCAAAUUGCACCGGAGCUACCUACACCAAAGGAAUGUGAAUCGGGAUGUCUUGGCAGGGGGAAUUACACAAAUUAUUGGAGAGACAAUUCCGCGUGGGACUACCCAACACAACUCCAGAAUCAAUUUCCAUUAUAUCCGCUGACCUAUUACACGAGCAAUGUAACUAAAUACGACUGCACUAGUCUCACAACAGUAUGGACCGACAUUCCGUGUUCUUCGCUGAAUACAAUGGCAACUUGUGUUUGCAUGAUGAGAAUGCCGAAUUAUGGAACCGCA
Messenger RNA from Mesorhabditis spiculigera, 447 nucleotides. The record is from the annotation of a GenBank genome assembly. Lineage: Eukaryota; Metazoa; Nematoda; Chromadorea; Rhabditida; Rhabditidae.